AUGAAUCUAGCAUUGGAAGGAUCGGCGAGUAAGGCUUCAGAGAGUAAGCGACGAGCUGCUGCGAUAAGAGAUGGAGAACCGCGUUUGGUUGGUUUCGAGGAAAAGAUUGUUCGGUUGAAGAAUUCCCAAAGUGGCGCUAAUGGUAGAGGUGUUGUUGUAAGGAACAAAAAGGCUAUUUUUUGGGGUGCGUUAGGUGUAGGAGUUGAAUUUACUUUGGCAGCUAAGCGAAAAAGCUUCAAGUCUUCCUCUUCUUCAGGUGUAGGUGGAGGUGGUGGCGCUGGGGGUGACUGUGGUGGCGGUCACGAUGGUAGCGGUUUGAAAUAUAUUGGAGCUGGAAAUGAUGGUAGUUUUACAGGCGGUAGUGAUGAUAUCAGUAAUGUCAAUGAUAGCGUUGGAGGCAGUGACAAUGGUGGAGGUGACAACAACAUCAGAUAUGGUGGUGAUAGAGGAGGUUGCAUUGGUGGAUAUGACAGCCUUGGAGGCGGUGGCAACAAUGGUGAUGGUAAAGGUGGCAGUAAUGGUGAUGGUGGAGGUGGAGGUGAGAGCAUCAGUGGCGGUGGUGGAGAUGAUUGCGUUGGAGGUGGUGGUGACACUGGUGAUGGUAAUGGUGGCGGUAAUGGUGCCAGUGGAAGUGGAGAUGAUAGCAUUGGAGGAGGUGGUGGAGAUGAUAGCGUUGUAGACGGCGGUGGCGGCAAUAGUGAUGGUGAUGGUGUAGGUGGAGUAGGAGUAGGGGAUGAGCUGAUUGUUACUUUGCUGUCAUCGUUGGUGGAGGUGGUGGUGGUGGGAGUGAAGAUAGGAUGA
Molecule: messenger RNA, 801 nt
Organism: Papaver somniferum (opium poppy)
Lineage: Eukaryota; Viridiplantae; Streptophyta; Magnoliopsida; Ranunculales; Papaveraceae
Product: loricrin-like
Exons: 2
Coding region: 1-801 (266 amino acids)
Source: RefSeq, a predicted model, not a curated record